This is a messenger RNA of Penicillium cosmopolitanum, 672 nucleotides long. RefSeq names its product putative lactoylglutathione lyase (Glo1). The record is from RefSeq and is a predicted model, not a curated record. Bases 1 to 672 code for a protein of 223 amino acids. Lineage: Eukaryota; Fungi; Ascomycota; Eurotiomycetes; Eurotiales; Aspergillaceae. The transcript is spliced from 2 exons.
AUGGCAACCAACAAUUUCCAUCAACCGCCCAAAAACGAAGAAGGCGCCUUCUGCGCCGGCGGUCCCACGCCAACCUUCAACCCACCCCAAACCCCAACAACAGCAAACUACCGCCUCAACCACCUCGCAAUCCGAAUAAAAGAUCCAACCCGCUCUCUCCGUUUCUACGUCGACCUCCUCGGCAUGCGCGUCGUGUUCUCUAUGAAUGCAGGCCCAUUCACGAUAUACUAUCUCGGCCACCCGCCGCCCGGAACGGAGGAUUUGGAUAGUUGGGCUAAAGAGACGAGUGAGAUCCCGGUUAUGACGCGGACGAGUGGGUUAUUGGAAUUGUACCAUAUGCACGGGACGGAGUCGAAAGGAGAUGGUAAUGGCAAUGAGGAUGGUGGUCAAAUAUCCAGUGGCAAUGUGCCGCCCAAUCUAGGCUUUGCGCAUUUGGGAUUCACGGUGCCGGAUGUACCUGUUGCGGUGGAGAGAUUGAAGAGUGCGGGGGUGACGGUUCUUAAAGAUGUGGGUGUUUGUGAGAGGGGGCAUGUUCCUUUGUCAGAGUGGGAGGCUGAGAGGGGCGUGGGUGUUGGGGAGAUUCAUCCUAAUUAUGCUUGGUUUUUUGAGAAAUUUGCCAUGGUGGCUGAUCCGGAUGGAUAUUCUGUCGAGUUAAUCCCGCAGAAUAUUUGA